Molecule: messenger RNA, 1710 nt
Organism: Hevea brasiliensis (rubber tree)
Lineage: Eukaryota; Viridiplantae; Streptophyta; Magnoliopsida; Malpighiales; Euphorbiaceae
Product: pseudouridine-5'-phosphate glycosidase
Exons: 14
Coding region: 208-1227 (339 amino acids)
Molecular function (GO): pseudouridylate synthase activity
Source: RefSeq, a predicted model, not a curated record
CCAACCGGUGAAUCAAACCCAUAAAACCCGGUUCUUGUACAGCUAGGUCGUUCUCGUUCUGGUUAAGCUGAAUAGUGAACACUGUAUACGCCUUUUUUUCCUUCCCUCUUGAUUCACCAUCUCAUCGAAUCCGGCAUACUCAAGUCCCGGCGACGGCUGGACGUUGAAGAUUCUACAAUACACAUACGUUCCAAUCACUCUUCUAAAAUGUCGUCUUCAGCUUUAUCAAGAUUAUCCAAUAUCCAAGGACAUCUUCACCCUUUAGACUCAAACUCCAAGGUUGGAGAAGGAUUGGUGAAGCUCUCUCCAGAGGUUUCUCAAGCUUUGUCAUGUGGGCAUGCUGUUGUUGCCUUAGAGUCCACUAUUAUUUCCCAUGGGAUGCCAUAUCCUCAAAAUUUGGAGACAGCAAAAGAGGUUGAGGCAAUUGUGAGGGAGAAUGGAGCAGUUCCUGCUACAGUUGCAAUUUUAGAUGGCAAACCAUGCAUAGGUUUAAGCAUGGAAGAGUUGGAGAGACUUGCUACUCUGGGAACUAGAGCACAAAAAACUGCUCGGAGGGACAUUGCUUAUGUGGUGGCCACCAGAGGAAAUGGUGCGACUACUGUUUCUGCAACCGUGUAUUUUGCUUCUAUGGUUGGUAUCUCUGUGUUUGUUACUGGAGGAAUUGGAGGAGUACAUAGACAUGGCGAAAAUACAAUGGAUAUAUCCUCUGAUCUCACUGAGCUUGGCAGGACUCCAGUUGCUGUUAUCUCUGCUGGAGUGAAAUCUAUAUUAGAUAUUCCAAGGACCCUUGAAUAUUUGGAAACUCAAGGAGUAUGUGUUGCUACUUAUAAGACCAAUGAGUUUCCUGCUUUUUUCACAGAAACAAGUGGCUGUAAGGCAACUUGUCGUGUUGACAGCCCAGAGGAAUGUGCUCGGCUGAUAGAUGCUAAUAUGAAACUUAAGCUUGGGACUGGAAUUUUGAUUGCUGUUCCGAUCCCAAAAGAGCACUCAGCUUCUGGAAAUUUAAUUGAGUCUGCCAUACAAAGUGCCCUUAGAGAAGCCAGGGAUAAGAAUAUAACAGGCAGUGCUGAAACCCCCUUCUUGCUUGCAAGAGUGAAUGAAAUAACUGGAGGUGCCUCACUGGCAUCAAAUAUUGCACUUGUAAAAAAUAAUUCUCUUGUUGGCGCAAGGAUUGCAGUAGCCCUUGCUCAGCUUAGAGAGCAUUCUAAUAAAGGGAAGGCGUUUUGAACAUUAACAAUUCCAUAUAAUGGUGAGAUCACGUGGUUGCCACAGGAUGAUAGCUACUUCGGCAAACAAAUGAUGCCCUUGCUUGCUAGUGUUACCUUUCACCCUGUGUUUUGAUCUCCAAGUGUCUGGUAUGAUUUUGUCAUUGACUCUGUUUUUCAUUUUAUGGAAUCGAUUUGGUCCUCUAUCCAGCUAUAUUAACUGAUGACAUUCUCCCAGUGGCUGCAUCCCCCCAUUUCUUUCUCUCUGUCAAUAAUUCAUGGGUUGAGUUACAACUUUAAGACUAAUGUUGUCUUUCCCAAAUUAAAACCUUGUCUGUUGAGAAGUGUUUUUGCUUAACCUUAUUGUUACACAUUUCUAUAUCUCUUUAUUUUCGUGUGUUUUCUAGAGGGUUGUGGAUCUAUAUUGACUGGUUUUGAGUUAGCUGUGAUUGCAACUAUUGUAACUCAGGCUGUUUGCUUAUUCUACAUCAGUGAUUUCUAUUUA